AUGGCCUCUCGGCCGGACGAACUGGCGAUUUCCCCACUCCGACCUCCGGGCGCCGCCCCGCUCCAUGCCCAGGGCCCUGCCUCGGCCCGCAGCUCCGUCUCCGCCCAUGGUCAUGUCUCUGGCCUGAGCCCCCCUGGUUUCAGCCCAAAUUCCGGUGCCGGCAUCGGCAGCGCCACCGGCCCUGCCAACAGAAACCCCAACGGCCCCGGCCCGGGUCAAGGCUACGCCGUCGGCGACGCUGGCGGCGGCGGCGGCCCGGGCUUCGAUAAGCUCACCAGGGGCCACUCGUGCAAGCUGUGCCAGCUGCGCAAGGUCCGCUGCGACAAGAACAAGCCCUGCGCCAACUGUGUAAAGGCCAACGUCGAGUGCCGCGUGGUGCCACCGCUGCCUCCACGCCGCCGCAAGAAGCGGCCGCAGGAGCGCGAGCUGAUCGAGCGUCUCAGGAAGUACGAGCAGCUGCUGUCCCAGAACGGCGUCGCCUUCGAGCCCAUCGCCCAGGACCUAAAGCCGUCGGAUCUCGGCGGCUUGGAUGACGUCGACGAGCUGGAGCAAGGCCUUGGUGGCCUCAAAACUUCGCCUGGGAGUCACAACUCGGACCCGCCGCGCGAGAGGGAAUACAGGUGGUUCCCCUACUACAGGGAGGAGUCGGCUGAUAGCCAGGUGCUGUUGACCCGCGUCUGGACGCAGUACAAGGUGAACCACGAUGCUUACGUAGACUCGUCCGACGAAGAGGAGCCUAGGCAAAACACGAUCCACCAUGCUUUUGACAGGAUGUUUGACAACCAGGACGGCUUUCCAUUCGUGCUGGGCGGUGGUGCCGCCGCGACGACCGUCACGGACAAACACCCGCCGGGCAUCCAGAUCUUUCAGCUCUGGCAGAUCUACCUCAAUAACGUCAACCCCCUCCUCAAGCUUACGCAUACGCCGAGUCUGCAGGGUCAGAUCAUCGAGGCCGCCGCCAACCCGGCCAAGAUCUCAAAGCCUCUCGAGGCGCUCCUGUUCGGAAUCUACCUCAUCGCCAUCACGUCGAUGCAGGACGACGAGGUCCACAGCACCUUUGGCGAGGAGAAGCCGAUGCUGCUCGGCAGGUUCCAUGCUGGCUGCCAGCAGGCGCUGCUCAACGCCGGCUUCAUGCGCAGCCCCGAUUUGAUGGUACUGCAGGCUUACCUCAUUUACCUGCUGAGCGUGCGCCAGUUUGUUGACCCACGCUCCAUGUUUUGCCUGAUCGGCAUCGCCGUGCGUGUCGGCCAGCGCCUUGGCAUCCAUCGUGAUGGCGCCCAGUUCAACCUGCCACCCUUCGAGGUUGAGAUGCGCCGCAGACUUUGGUGGCAGCUCGCCGCCUUCGACAAGCGCAUCGCCGAGAUCACCGGCUCCACCAUCACGGCCCUGUCGUCAAGCAACAGCGACACCAAGGCCCCCUUGAACAUCAACGACACGGACCUACACAUCCACGCCAAGGACUCGCCUCCACCGUACGCCGGGCCCACCGAGCUGCUGUUCGUGUUGAGCCGCAUCGAAAUGAUCACGGCCGCCCCUACUGCCCCGGGCACACAUGCUCCCUCGGGCACCAACAAGCCCAAGUUCCAAUACUCGGCCGUGCCCUCGGCUCCCGAUCUCGUCACGCACGUGGCCAACCAGAACCUGCCAGUUCAGAACAUUGACGACUAUUGUCGAUAUGUCGAGGAGGCGUACCUGAAGCACUGCGAUCGCAAGAUCCCUCUGCACUUCUUCACCCUGAUGUUCACGCAGCAGAAUCUCUGCCGGCUGCGCGUCAUCGCGUACCUGGUCCGCACCGCCGCUGGUAUCCAGGGAGACGAGGCCGAGCGUGACGCACUCUUCGAAGAGGCAAUCCACAUGGUCGAGUACGACAAUGUGAUACAAGCUGCCGACAACCUCAAAGGCUUCCUGUGGUACACUCACAUGUACUUUCCGCUCCCCGGCUACAUGUUUCUCGUCCAUGAGCUACGAGCCCGCCGCACAGGGUCCAUGGUCGAGAGGGCUUGGGACGCCAUCAUCGAGAAUCACGAGCGCCGGAGCCUCAUGCGCAACCUCCGCAGCCCCGUGCACUUUGCCUUUGGCACUCUAUUCCUCAAGGCUUGGGACGCUCGCCAAGGCGCAGAGGCGCAGCUCGGUCAUGCCCUUGAGACUCCUAAAUUCAUAAAUGCCUUGAGGCAACGUCUAUCCAAGCAUAAACCACCAGGCCCUGGUGGCCCACCGCGGCAGCAACAGGCAUCACCACACCAGCCACGGCAGCAACAACAACAACAGCAGCAGCAGCAGCAGCAGCAGCAGCAGCAGCAACAGCAACAGGCACAUCAGAGACAGCAGCAGCAACAACACCACCAGCAACAGCAACAUCAGCACCAACACCAACAGCAUCAUGAGCAGCACCACGCUCAACUGUCUCAGCAACAGGCACAACAACAGUCACAACAACAGUCACCUCAGCACACACCACAAAGCCUACAACAACAAACGCCAGACCAUACUCCCUCAAGCCACAGUGACGGGUCCACAGGAGGCAUGGUUGUGGACGAACCCACCUUGUUCACCGGUUUUGACGGCGUGAAUCAGUUCUUUAACGGUGGCGACGCCGGGACCAGCCAGCAGCAGGAUGUAUCAGAUUUAGGCUUUGCAGAGAUGGACUGGCUCAGCAUGAUGCCCGAAAUUUCCAACCUUGCCGGCCUGAACCACAUCGGCCCAGGCAUGAUGGGCGGUAUGGGUGCCCCAGGCAUGGGUAUGCCGUCAAUUGCUUCAGCGCUUCAGCCCCAGCAGUCAUACCAACAACCUCGCCAGCAACCCUCGGGGCAGCAGCAGCCACCCCCGCCACACCAGACAUCGCCUCCACCACACCACCACGUUCACCCGCUUCACCAGCACCAGCACCAGCACCAGCACCAGCACCAGCAGCCACAGAUGGCCCACGGAUUGCCCAUGGCAUCGCAGCACUACCAAGUGCGCAUGCAGCACCAACACGGGGUUCCGGGACUGCGCGGGGAUCACGGCGGCUAAAAUGCCGACCAGUGUUCCCGUUUAGAAACCUAGUCCACGACCGCUCCUUUUGGACUUGUUCGCCAUAUUUCCACGUUUAUGUCUAUAUCUCGUUCUUGACCGGCUCCUCCGAUAUUUAUUACAAGGCCAGAUGGGGCGUCUUCUGGCUAUCCGAUACAUGAAACCCCGCUACAUGGUCAGAUGACUUGGAUAUGAAGAAGAGCGGAGUAUAUACGGUUCAGAGGUGCAUAGCACCGUUUUGGCGGAACUGAUCACCAUACGCACACUCUUUUUUACCACUUCUUACGUACGUCCUGUACAUUUUCCCCCUCGCACGUUUGCUAGUAAGCAAUCAAAAUGGAGGCAUAUGUGGCAUUAAGCGACAACCAAGCUUAUACCCCGUUAGACUACUUUGUUUUGUUGGAUCAAAAAGAUUGGGUUGGAUUUCGAGGGUGCCCGGACGCGCGAGCUCCUUGGUGGGACCAUGACGAGUAUGAUACUUGAUUUGAAAGGUAAAUCUUUUUUCUAUGCUAAACUAAUAUAUGAGCAACGUUCAAAGCGGUGAAGCCAGGUGGAUGUCUGCCUACCUAUCCCUUGCCUCGUUCCCGGGGCUGGCUGAGGCGUGCGGCGCGGGGCGGUCGGCCCG
Molecule: messenger RNA, 3637 nt
Organism: Gaeumannomyces tritici R3-111a-1
Lineage: Eukaryota; Fungi; Ascomycota; Sordariomycetes; Magnaporthales; Magnaporthaceae
Product: C6 zinc finger domain-containing protein
Exons: 1
Coding region: 1-3012 (1003 amino acids)
Biological process (GO): regulation of DNA-templated transcription; DNA-templated transcription
Molecular function (GO): zinc ion binding; DNA binding; DNA-binding transcription factor activity, RNA polymerase II-specific
Source: RefSeq, a predicted model, not a curated record